Molecule: messenger RNA, 213 nt
Organism: Lymnaea stagnalis (great pond snail)
Lineage: Eukaryota; Metazoa; Mollusca; Gastropoda; Lymnaeidae
Source: the annotation of a GenBank genome assembly
GAAAAUUUCAAACCCUCCAUGACCGGGCAGUGGCAGAGGGAAAUGCUGCUCACCUUCAAGGUGUUCACCAGUGCCAUGUCCCUCUUCAACGUCACGUACUUCCUCUGCGAGGGGAGCAUGCUGGGAGCGUAUCGUCACCACGGUUUCAUUCCCUGGGAUGACGACAUGGACAUCUGCAUGAACGUCUCCGAUUGGCUCAAAGUUAAGCAGGUU